Lycium barbarum (goji berry) is the source of this 2767-nucleotide messenger RNA. Its product is annotated as calcineurin-binding protein 1-like. Gene Ontology annotation, molecular function: nucleosome binding. Gene Ontology annotation, cellular component: nucleus. The record is from RefSeq and is a predicted model, not a curated record. The transcript has 8 exons. Gene Ontology annotation, biological process: chromatin organization. Bases 395 to 2455 code for a protein of 686 amino acids. NCBI's taxonomy places the organism in Eukaryota, Viridiplantae, Streptophyta, Magnoliopsida, Solanales, Solanaceae.
UGAAAUCUAUUUUCAAAGAGUUAAAAAAGAGAACGACAUUUCACUAAGUUGUUUCAUGCUUUUUACUAUAUAUAGGUAAUAAUUACCUUACCUUAUCAAAAAAGCUUUUGUUGGAGCGAAGGGGGACGUUAGCGCAUUUCUGGAAGGACAUCUCGCUAAGGGUUUUCAUGUUUUUUAAUAUAUAUAAAAAUAUAUAGACCUUAUCAAAACAAAAAUUGUUGGGAGCUAAGGGGGACGUUAGUGCAUAUCGUUCUUACAGUCUACAUGUGAUUGCUCCUACUUUUUUCAGGCCGAGAUACAUGAGUUAUUGGCAUUAGUAUAUUAUGAUGGUCUUCAGAAUGUAGUACCAAUCUAUGAUCAAAGAUCCUUUGUGCCAUCCAAAGAUUCAGCAUGGAUGAUGUUUUGUCAAAACUCAAUGAGACACUUUCAGAAGGCCUUUGAUCACAAGGAGGAUUGGUCUCAUGCAUUCUAUCUGGGAAAACUCUCCGAGAAGCUUGGAUACUCACAUGAGACGUCAUUUUCAUUCUAUGCUAAAGCUAUUGCUUUGAAUCCAUCUGCUGCGGAUUCAUUCUAUAGGAUGCAUGCUUCACGGUUGAAGUUACUUUGCGCAUGUAGGAAACAAGAUGAGGAGGCCUUGAAGGUUGUUGCUGCGUACUGUUUCAAUCAAUCAACUCAGGAUACUAUAAUGGAUAUCCUCAGUAAGGUUUGCCCAUCAGUUUCAGAAUCGGCGUGCUUUGAGGAUAGAACUCCCAAUGCCUACUCUGUCAAUGAUGGAAAAGGGGAUUCGGAUUCACUUAUGGAAGGCGCGUGGCAGAUGCUUUACAAUGAUUGCCUUUCUGCCCUUGAAAUCUGUGUGGAAGGGGACCUGAAACAUUUUCAUAAGGCUAGAUAUAUGCUUGCUCAAGGCUUAUAUCGAAGAGGUGGAGAUAAGGAUCUACAGAAGGCAAAGGAUGAACUUUCCUUCUGCUUUAAGUCGUCUCGUUCUUCAUUCACAAUAAACAUGUGGGAGAUUGACAGUAUGGUCAAAAAGGGAAGGCGCAGAACCCAAGGUUGCUCAGGGAACAGGAGAGCCCUAGAAGUUAACUUGGCAGAAAGUUCUCGGAAGUUCAUUACUUGCAUCCGCAAGUACAUACUAUUCUAUUUAAAACUGCUGGAGGAGACAGGAGACAUCUGUACGCUUGACCGGGCUUAUUUCUGUCUUCGGACAGAUAAGAGGUUCUCCGUCUGUCUUGAAGAUCUCAUUCCAGUUGCCCUUGGACGAUACUUAAAGGCAUUAAUUUCAUCUAUACAUCUGACUGGUAGUGCGUCUUGUGGUGCUAGCAACUCUAGUGAGCAUCAUCUAGAGAAAAUGUUCUCUCUGUUCAUGGAACAGGUCACCAUGUGGUCUGAUAUUUGUGGCUUGCCUGAAAUAAAGAGCUCUGAGUUGACGGAGAGCUGCUUAUUUGGAUAUCUUUAUCGAUAUAUCCAGUCUUUAGAGCAGAAUAUCAAAGUUGAAACGCUUGAAGGAAUAAAUGAAAAGAUACGCAAGCGUUUGAAGAACCCAAAGCUGUCGAAUAGUAACUGCGCAAAAGUUCAUAAGCAUGUUUCUGCUGCUUGGUGUCGAUCACUUGUAAUUAGUAUGGCUUUAAUAACGCCUUUGCAUUCAAGACUCUCCAGUGAAAUCCAAGGUCCAAAUUCGUCAGCUAAUGGAUUAGAUAACUCACAACUGCUUUGUGUCGAUCUCCAAUUGGAUGAACUAUGGAGUUCAUCUUUUGAAGACAUGAAUCAUUUGAAGGAUCUUGAGAGGAAGUGGAACCCCUCAUUGUCUAAAAUAAAAAAUGUAAUAGUAAAGAGAGCUGCAGAUGAAGAUCUGGAAACUGCUUCUAUGUUGCUUAGGUCUUGCUAUAAUUUCUACAAGGACACAUUUUGUGCCUUGCUCCCAUCAGGUAUAAACCUUUAUAUGGUGCCAUCACAAUUUGCUACAGAAACAUAUAUCCAACCUGGGAUAGACGCGAUCGACAUACUCGAUAUGAACACUUCACGGAAACUAAUUUUGUGGGCCUACACACUUCUGCAUGGCCAUUGCACAAAUGUCUCAGCUGCUAUUAAGUAUUGUGAAGAAACUUCCAAGUCAAGGAUUAAAAAAGGAAGUGGAAGCUUGUUGUCUUCAAAUGCAAAUGUAUCUCCUGCCACACCUUCCAAUAUAGGUGGAGGAAGAGAUGGGAUGAGUAAAAGCUCUGAACCAGAUGUUUCCCCAUUAUCAACUUCGGGCAAUGCACCAUAUUCUGAAACUGACGGAUCACAAAAAGUUACACCUCCCAGUUUGCCAGGAACUGAGAAGCCAAGCAUCUCUUUCUCCACAAUGGGGGACACAAUGGAUGCAUCAUCGACAUCUCUGCCUGAAGUAGAGCGCACCACUUCUCCAAAUGCUGAUCAGGGGCAGAGGGUUUUGUCGGCUGAACCUGGAAACAUUUGAUGUUGUACAUCAUGCUUUGGCUAAUCUGUUCUGCAACUUUUCCUUGUGACUGGUCUAUUAUUGUAUGUAAGCAGUUCCUUCUUUUCUUGAAGAGCUCGUCUUUCUUUCUUUCUUUCUUUCUUCUUUCUACUGUUUUUGGUGUCAGAGGAUACAAAUAUAGGUUCUUCCCCUUGUAUUGUAUCGCCUUGCACCUAGUCCGACAGCUCUUGCUGAGAACGAUUCUAUGUUUUUUUUUUUUCGGUAUAACCAAAUUUAUACCAUGUAUUCCCUUGUACAUGUGCUAUUUAAAACCUAUCUAAUUUUUCCAAAGUA